Manihot esculenta (cassava) is the source of this 1302-nucleotide messenger RNA. RefSeq names its product cyclin-dependent protein kinase inhibitor SMR11. The record is from RefSeq and is a predicted model, not a curated record. The transcript is spliced from 2 exons. Lineage: Eukaryota; Viridiplantae; Streptophyta; Magnoliopsida; Malpighiales; Euphorbiaceae. Bases 211 to 957 code for a protein of 248 amino acids.
AGCGCCCUGACAAAAGACACGAACUCAGAUAGAUCUCAUCAUGUGAUACACCGAGUCAGUUAAGUUGGAACUUGAAAAAGCCCUAGAUUGUGAAACCAACCAAUCCUGAACGCUCACCACAAACGCUGCCGUUUACUUCAAUUUUCUCUCUAAAAACUUGAGCGUCUUCUUUCUCCGACUCUACGCGUCGCGUCUGCUGCAAGCUUUCCGAUGUAUUCUUCCUCCUCCAGGACUUCCAUCAACUCCGGUCUUAUGGAUUCUGAUACUUGCACGGAUGAAAUGGGGAAAAGCCAAGAUUUAUCCCUAAAGUCCACAAAAGGUUUGGAUGAAGCUCGUGAUGAGGAAGCUAAAAAGGCAAAAGUUGAGACAUCUCUUGGGCCUAUCACUCCUGAUGCAAACAAAGAAAAUGGGGAUUUUUUCUUGGAUCUUUGUUCUCCGCUCACUACGGUGACAAAAAUGCCUAAAGUACUAAUCUUUGAUUCUAAAACCAACGGAAAUCAGGAUCAACUCCCCUACAUUGACAGUUCUAGCAGCCCCAAAACACCCAAGGACGUUGUUUUUGACCCAUUUGCUCCCGGUCCAGAUGACAAAGUCUUGGCUCCCCUAUCGAAGAAAUACUCUGAUGAGGCAAGGAUCAGUGUUGCACGAAGACUUAACUUUGGAUCUUCCCCUAAAGGUCUGGACCAUACAAGUCCUGGUGAUGGGGUGGAGUCCAUUUCAGAUGAAGAGAUGUUCAAAUCUGUAUAUGAAAAUCUCUUGGAAGUUAUUGUUUCUGAGCAAACAGAGAGUGCUCUUGCUGAACUAUCAAAUAUGGAAUGGGAUUAUGAUGCUUGCAGGACACCUCCCUCAGCUCGUCGACUAAAUGGAGUUGCUGAAACUUGCCCUGGUGCUCCUUUGAAACCAACUGCUAAACCAAGGCUUACUGAUUUGGGAUUAUGCAGAAAACUUGAAUUCUGACGACAUUAGACCUUAACUAUGAUCACACUACACUGCCAACUAAUUUUGCAAGUGUGCAUUCUGUAUUAGUUAAAGCACUAAUUUUUGUGCCUCACAACUUUAACUCGUGUUGCUUAGAGAUCUAAUUUAGACGGGGGAAAUUGCUGUCUGACUGAGAUUACAGUGUAGUAGUAGCAUUGUAUAGGAAUUUAUUGAUGCUUUAUUUAUUUCCGUGAAAUUAUCAAGUGUUUCUUUUCUUAGAAAAAGCAGCAAGUGUUUUUCUUUCUUUAUGUGCAUGUUGUGUAAUCAUUAUGUUGGCCUGUACCAUUCGUGAAUAUGAAGUCUUCCAUUCUCUGUCUUGUGGCA